This is a messenger RNA of Lycium ferocissimum, 1256 nucleotides long. Its product is annotated as aquaporin SIP1-2-like. The coding region runs from base 198 to 929 and encodes 243 amino acids. Lineage: Eukaryota; Viridiplantae; Streptophyta; Magnoliopsida; Solanales; Solanaceae. The transcript is spliced from 3 exons. Gene Ontology annotation, molecular function: water channel activity. Gene Ontology annotation, cellular component: membrane. The record is from RefSeq and is a predicted model, not a curated record. Gene Ontology annotation, biological process: transmembrane transport.
UAAUCCAUAUUCUUCUAAUCCAACAAGAUAACGGGUGGCAAAUUAAGCCAUUAACAAUCCCAAAUAUACUUCUAAUCAAUCUCUAUUUCUCUUUCAAAUAUAUAUUAGGUUGAUCAUCACCAUAUCAUUCUUCUUCUCUUUAAUAUAACAAUUCACAAAAGUUCCAAAGAUUGUUGUAUUUUCAAUCUUGAAAAAAAAUGGGUGCUGUAAAAGCAGCUUUGGGUGAUUUUGUGUUAACAUUGAUGUGGGUAUUUUGUUCAUCAACCCUUGGGGUUUGCACUUUCCUUAUUGCUUCUGCUUUUGGGAUUGCACAAGGAAUGGCUUCAUUGUUUAUUACUACUGUGCUUCUUUUUGUGUUGUUUUUUGUGUUUGGUAUAAUUGGUGAUGCUUUGGGUGGUGCUGCUUUUAAUCCUGCUGGUACUGCAGCUUUUUAUGCUGCUGGUGUUGGAAAAGAUUCUCUCUUCUCUGUUGCCACCAGAUUUCCUGCUCAGGCUGCUGGCGCAGUUGCUGGUGCACUAGCAAUAUUGGAGGUUAUUCCUACGCAGUACAAGCACAUGCUAGGUGGGCCUUCCUUGAAAGUUGACUUGCACAAUGGAGCCAUUGCUGAGGGAAUCUUGACUUUCGGAAUGACCUUUCUGGUCUUUCUCAUUGUCCUGAAGGGUCCUAAAAAUGCACUUCUAAAGAAUUGGUUACUUGCAAUGUCAACUGUUACCAUGGUAGUUGCAGGUUCAAAAUACACCGGACCUUCUAUGAAUCCAGCCAAUGCAUUUGGUUGGGCGUACAUAAAUAACAUGCACAACACAUGGGAGCAGUUUUACGUCUACUGGAUCUGUCCCUUCGUAGGAGCAAUAAUGGCUGCAUGGACUUUCCGUGCUGUCUUUCCACCUCCUCCAGUAAAGCAGAGGCCUCAGAAGAAAAAGCGAAAUUGAGAUAGAAUGUUCUGCUUCAAUUGCUUCAUUAAUGUAGGUUGUGCUGUGGUUGAAGUAUGCCACCGUUAAAGUUGAAAGCCGUUCUUAACUUCUAAUGUGGAAUCAUAAUGUAUUCCUUUUGGAUUUGUUCGAAUUGUUAAUAAACCCCGUAUUUCACAUUGAUCCUAAUUCAAGCAACUAUUAGUGCAAAAACUUAGUUGUCCAAAGUUGGAUGCCCUUGAAUAUGUUCUUUUAUGCUUUCUUUAGAUGCCUCUUUUUUGCUGUUUGAAUGGUGCUUUGUGAAUUAAAUUGGGUGAUUCUUUCGAUAGUACUUGCAUAUUUUAUCAA